Molecule: messenger RNA, 919 nt
Organism: Ilex paraguariensis (yerba mate)
Lineage: Eukaryota; Viridiplantae; Streptophyta; Magnoliopsida; Aquifoliales; Aquifoliaceae
Source: the annotation of a GenBank genome assembly
CAACGCUCUCUUAGUUGUGGUAAUGAACCUCCAUAGACCUAUAAAAGUAUCACCACCCAAUAACCAAGACGGUGUUCUCUUAUAUUUUACAUGUAGAGAGAGAGAAAGAGAGCCCUUGUUGUCUUUCAUUACUACAGCAUUCUCUUCAACAACAGUAGUACUAUCUCAACACUCAGAACCAUGACUGCUGUGGAGGUGAGAGUUCCAAACCUGGACUGUGAGGGAUGUGCUGCAAAGCUGAGGAGAGCUCUUGUCAAACUCAAAGGAGUAGAGGAAAUUGAAAUUGAAAUGGAGACUCAAAAAAUUACAGUUAGAGGCUAUGCUGUAGAUGAAAAGAAGGUGCUAAAGGCUAUAAAGCGCGCUGGAAAGGCAGCAGAGCCGUGGCCAUAUCCAGGCUACUCUCAUUUCGCUUCAUUUUACAAGUACCCCACCCACAUUGUCAACCACUACUACGACACCUCGAGAAAUGCAGCUCCGGCCACCAUCCACUCCUUCUUCCAUACUCCGGCAGUUUAUUCCGUCGCCAUCGCAUCUGACGAGGCGGUUGCUUCCCUUUUUAGCGACGACAACCCACAUGCAUGCUCUAUUAUGUGAUCAUGGUUUUGGUCAUAUUUUAAGAAAAAGAGUGAGUGUUAUUUUGUUGUUUUUCAACGGCUAGUGGGGUUGAUUAAUUUCCAGUGGGGUUGGUUAAUUUCCAUCAUGGCUCUGGCCAUACAUUUUAAUGUUGAUGAUAAUUUAUGGAAUCAUGUAGGUUUCCUUAUCUUAGUAUAGGGUUGAAAUACUUUGAAAAAUAUUAUAAAAAGUUCUUCAAGAGUAAUUUGAUCAUGCUUGUAUAGCUGGACUCCAUUAAUAAUUUGUAUCAAUUGUACCAAACAGUUGAUGAUAAUGCUUGUAAGUUGACAAAGUCCCACCUUCUAAG